Fusarium falciforme is the source of this 1131-nucleotide messenger RNA. Its product is annotated as Epimerase domain-containing protein. The record is from RefSeq and is a predicted model, not a curated record. The transcript has a single exon. The coding region runs from base 1 to 1131 and encodes 376 amino acids. Lineage: Eukaryota; Fungi; Ascomycota; Sordariomycetes; Hypocreales; Nectriaceae.
AUGUCCACUCCAGCCAUUCUUCUCAUAGGUGCAACCGGCUAUGUCGGCGGCACUGUUCUCGAUCAUUUCAUCAAAGCCCAGGAUGAGGUUCUGAAACACCUCACUUUUGACCUGCUUGUCCGAAGCGAGGACGCUGCUGAUAAGCUUCGCUCAGCUUAUGGUGAUCGUGUCAAUCCUAUUCAGUGGGCAGGUCUUCACGAUGUCGAGUUCAUCAGUGACAUUGCUUCCAACUAUGAUAUUAUCAUCAGCACAGGCUCAGGGUUCAUCACCGAUGGAGCUGAAGCUUUCGUCAAAGGCCUCGCUCGUCGGGUCAAGCCAGGUGCUUCACCGCCUUGGAUGCUGCAUAUAUCUGGCUGUAGCAAUCUGUCUGAUCGACCUCUCACUCAGCAAGCGUAUCCGGAUAGGGAAUGGGAUGACACGGACGGCAACGCAGUCUAUGAGUUCUUGAAGGCCGAAGACGCACGCGAGCCAUAUCCUCAAAGAACCACCGAGGUUCGUGUGCUGUCAACAGCCCAAGAAACUGGCGUCCAGGCAGUCAGUCUGAAUACACCAAUCAUUUUUGGGACUGGAACGGGACUAUUCAAUCAACAAGGCAUUAUUAUUCCAAUCAUAAUGCGCUACGUCAUCCAGCACGGGCACGGCUUCAAACUCAAUGAGACCUCAGUCUGGGACUGGGUUCAUGUUGAGGAUCUUGCCGAUGUCUUUGUUCUCUUGACUCGGACUAUUCUGGAAAGGGAGGACCGCGGUGUUGGUUAUAUCCCUAGCGGAACGAACGGAAUCAUCUUUCCGGCUACCGGACGAGCUUUGCAAGUGGAGAUCAUGCAGAACUGUUUGGAUGUGGCAUUCGCAGAGGGAAUAUUGCCUCGUGAAGGCACGCCGUCUUCAAAGGAGAUUCGACAGGUGACACUGCAGGAACUAGCUGACGAGAUUACUGCUGGACUUACCGACAUGGCUGAGCGAGGCUGGGCAGGCACCAAGUUGAUGAAAGGGACAGAAGCAAAGAGGCUGUUGGGCUGGAAUCCGAUCAGGCUGGAAGAGGCUUGGAAGCAAGACUUUAAGGAUGAGCUCGAGGCGUUGAGGAAUGGGCAAAGACCGUGGACAUUGGAAAGCUGCAUUGGUCAGAAGAAAUAA